AAUAAUUACAUGACAACGCGGUCUAAAUUCUAAUAAUAGACAGGCCAAUCCAAAUGCCAGAAGACGGCUCUUAAAGCCGGCCCCCACUCCGUCAGCAUUGGGGAUCCCAUGCCACAACUCCCCUCUUUCUCUCUCUAUAUAUAUCUCUACUCUCUCUGUCUAGAAGAAUACACCUCUAUUUAGUAUCCAAUUCACUUUCCAAGUUUAUCUCAACAAAACCCACCACAAAACCUUCAUUAGUGCCAACUGCCAACCCAUCUUGUUGAGGAUUGUCCUUCUUUACAACCUCCUAACUAAAUACAAUCCUCCUCAAUUUGGCCCCCAAAUAGCUUAUUAAUUAGAACCCACCUCCCUCCUUCCCUUCUUGGCUCCAACCCCCCCAACGCACCACUCCCUCCUCCUCCACCUCCAGUAUCAAUUUAUUUUAUAAAGUACCAUCUUCGAACCCUGGGUAUUAGAAUGGACUCCGACCAGCUACAACGCGUCUUCCAAAUGUUUGAUCACAAUGGGGAUGGCAGGAUCACCAAGGAGGAGCUCAAUGACUCAUUGGAGAAGAUGGGUAUCUUUAUUGCUGACACAGAGCUAAUCCAGAUGAUCGAGAAGAUUGAUGUUAAUGGGGAUGGCUGUGUGGACAUCGAUGAGUUUGGAGCAUUGUACCAAACGGUAAUGGACCAGCAGGACGCGGAGGAGGAAGACGAGGACAUGAAGGAGGCUUUCAAGGUGUUUGAUCAAAAUGGGGAUGGCUUUAUCACGGUGGAGGAGUUGAGGUCUGUUCUGGCAUCCCUUGGGCUUAAUCAGGGAAGGAGUGUGGAGGAGUGCAGGAGGAUGAUAAUAAGGGUGGAUAUAGAUGGAGAUGGGAUGGUCAGUUUCAGUGAGUUUAAGGAAAUGAUGAAAGGGGGUGGUUUUGCUGCAUUGGGUUGAUCUAAAUGGACCUCGGGGUGUUUCCGUUUGUUCAUAAUUGAUUGUAAAUAGUUUUAUUAUUAAUUGAUAUAUUUCUUUAAAUAGUUUCAUUAUUAAUUGAUAUAUAUCUUUAAAUAGUUUUAUUAUUAA
Molecule: messenger RNA, 1050 nt
Organism: Cornus florida
Lineage: Eukaryota; Viridiplantae; Streptophyta; Magnoliopsida; Cornales; Cornaceae
Product: calmodulin-like protein 3
Exons: 1
Coding region: 460-921 (153 amino acids)
Molecular function (GO): calcium ion binding
Source: RefSeq, a predicted model, not a curated record